AUCGCUGGCUUGGUCGUUCCCCCUUUGUCCCCGCCAUCCGGCGGAGGGGACGGGAGGGGGUGGUUUCCCGGCUUCCUCCCACCACCACCACCACCACCCCUCCCAAGACAAAAGUCAGCUCCUCCUCUCCUCGCAAAUGGACUUUCCAGCUGUGAUUCAGUUCUCCCCUCUGGGUGGGCGGGUGGCUGGGGUCUGGACGGCCGAGGGACGGCUUACUUCCCCCAAGCCAUCACCUCUAGGUGACGGGAGCAGAGGUCUUUGUGUAGCUGGGCUCCUUUCCUCCAUCCUGAGCCCUUCUGCCUGGAACAUAGGGCCUCCAUCCCUAUCUGCCCCGCCAGGCUCCUAGCUCCUCCUUCUCCCAACCUGAAACCCUUAGGCUGACACACCUGGCGCUGUGCAUUGUGUUCCCUGCCAUUCCUCCUCCUCCCACAGCGCUCUCAUUCUCUUAUCUGCUCGUCUUGGGGUCCCUUCACCUAGCAGGAGUCUGGGUGUAUAAUUAUCCACACUCCUCCCCCAUCAUGACCUCUUGGCCACUCCUCUCCAAGUACCCUUUAUCCCUGCCUUUGUACCCAGCCCCAUUCCCAAGUGCCCUGACCUUUCCACACCCAGACCCCAGGAAAUGAUGAAGCUGACUUGCAGGUGAAUAAGUCAAGAGCUGAAAGGAAGGUGGUGCCUGCAGACAGCACCUCCCAGCUCCUUUGGGGCCCCCGCACUGUACCCAUUAUCAGAAAGGCCAGGUCCCAGCCCAGAGCUGGUUUAAUCUCUGGCUUCUCUCCGACCUGAGUGCCCUACUACCCUGGUGCCAGCCUAUGCUGAUCACCAACUUCAGCCAAGGGAGCAGUACCCCUUUGGAGUCCUUAAGGGUGAUGGAAAGCCCUCCCCUCCACCUCCCUGGUAGUUCCUAGCCAGGCUACCUGUCUUGAUGCUAAACUGGGAGAGACAGAGGUUCCAUCCUGGGUUGGGGGUGGAGGGCCAGGGAAGGCAGCUUUAAAAGGACUUCCCUUAGGGGGUUGGGAUUAGAUUUUGCUAUCCGGAAAGCAACUGGGGAUUCGAGUAGGGCCUAAGACAAACAGAGGGCCGGGGUGAGGUGGCUGAAGUGUGGUGGAACAGUGGGGUAGCAGACAGGCUCUUCACAGCCCUGCGCCAGGCCAGGCCCCAGCUCCAAAAGUCUGUUUAUUUUUUCAACCGUUUGAGCUGAGACCCUGGAGUAGAGCCAAGGGGGGCGGGAGAGGUUUUUUGAAACCGCAGAAAUUUGGUUCCACCCUAAAAAGGAAAGCCAUGGGGGAGCCGGUUGGGGGAAGACCUGGCUAGGGGGUCUAGAGAGAGGUUCUGGGGGGGGCAGGUAGAUACUGGGAUCCCUUUUCCAUUAUUGUGGGGAGCUGGGAGAUCAGACACCUGGGUGUUCAUGCUCUGUUUUUGUUUUUGUUUUUGUUUUUGGUGGUGGGGGGACUGGCUCUUCUUUCUACCAUGGGGGCUGACUGUGUGGGGCAGGUAAUUUGGGAAUCCGGCUGGCAGCAGGGAGUGGGGGGCUGAGUGGGUGGAUCUGAGAGGGCAAAGAGGCCACCGGAGAAGGGUGGUUGUCAGUUUGGGCCGGUCGGAAGGGGAGGGCCACCUCCGGAAAACUGUGGUUACAGAAGGGGGAGUUGGUUCUUAGCCAACAAACCCUGGAUCCCCUCUCCCCCUCCCCCCAGCACACCAGCUGUCUCCUUUCUUUUUGUACUGUGGUGAGAAGUAGAGGGGCACCCGCUGGAAAAGACAUUAUUUGAGGAAGAUGGUCUCCCCUGCUACCUCCUUGGGGGGAUGGGUCACAGCUAAGCCCUGACACCUCAGCCCCUCCUCAUUCCUUGCCUCAUUCCCUGGGAGCUCCUCCUAGGAGGAGGUAUGUAAGUUUAACCUGCCCCUUUCUCUGUCCCGUCCUCACAGGAUCUCUCUGUGUAGCCUCCUCCAUGCUUCCUUUUUCUUUUCACUCCAUUUCUGUUCUCCCAGGCUGUCUUCAGUCCUCCACCUCCUCUGUUCUCUCUGCUCUACUUCCUACCUCCACAAGCCCCAAACCUCACAGGUCCCCUUUCUCUCUUUAGCCCCCUGUUCUUCCCUUUCUCCUUUCCCAAACCCCAACCAUCAUACCCCUUAGAACAAAGGGUCCUUUUCUGCCAAGCAGGGACCAGAGGUCCAGGGAUGGCUGUGGAGGCUGGGGGUCCCCUUGGAAUCUCUGCGGUAGGCAGGUGGAGUGGGGAGUGUGCAGAGCGACUAUUUCUUUGUUCUGAGGAAUGGAGAGGUGGCCGGCUUUGUGUGCAGGACUAGGAGUGCAGCGGAGAGGAGAGCUGGGGGAGCCCAGGAGGGAGCUGAGAGGGCUGACAGUGUUGGAGGAGAGUGGAAGAAUGGGGGAUCGUCCUGGUGGCUGAGGCUUCUGGGGACAUAGACAAAAAUUCUAGGGGUCGUGGAGGUUAGGGAGAGAGUUGAGGGGGAGGGGAAAAGUGAGGAUGGGGGAAGGGAGUCUAAAGCUUAGGGAAGUCACUGAGUGACUUGCAGGAGGUUAGAUGGGGCCUAGAGAAGGACCUGCUGAGGCCGACCAGAGGAGUUACAGUGGGGUCUGAUCUCAGCCACUCUGGCUGUGGAAUUUGACCUUGGAAUCAAGGAGGGGACAGAUGUGAAUGUGUGCAUCCCCUGUGUGCGUGUUACUGGUGUCCUGGUGUGUCAGUGUGUCUGUCUGCCUGCCUGCCCUCCUAUUCUGUGCCCAGAUGCUCUGGGCUACUGUUUUGAACAGUGGUCAGCAAAGUAGGGGGUUCAUUCUCUCUGGCCAUGAGGAAGUAGCUUCAUCCUUAGCUUCAGUUUCUGGUUGGAAGUAUCGUCUAGGAGCUGAGUGAGCGGAUUGGUCAGGAUUUCUGAAGCUGGUAAGAGAAAAGGCUGAGAGGAGCUGGCUGGACCCUUCCGGGUUUGUUUAUGUCUCUUUGGGAGAGGGUGGGGGUGGGGUUGCAGGCAGCAGCUGCCCCCCUCCCAACCCAGCUGGCCUGCCUUGUGCCAGGAGGGCAGGGAGUCCUGGCACAGCUAUUGUUCACUUGCACAAAUGCCUGUCUGUUUGCAUUGCUACCCCCCCUCUCUCUUUCUGCUUGUCUCUCUCUCCUGGCCUGACAGGUGUGGCCGGGUAGGGGGCAGGCUGGGGUCCAGGAUGAUUGGGUCUCAGGGUCUCUAACCUGAUUUAUUCCUUGUGGCCCUUAGCAAUCCUCUUCUGUUUCACCCGUACCCACCCCCAUUGCCAGUGUCUCAUCUUCAUUCACUAAGCAAGCAUUUAUUAAGUGCCUUUGUGUGUGCAGUGAUGUCUUUCUGUGUUGUUUCUGGCUUUGGCAUUAGUGUUUCCAUUUGGCUGCCUUCCCCUCAGCCUCCUGUCUUCAUCUUGUCCCUGGAAGCUCAUAAAGGAGCAGCGCCCGGCUGAGACCACCCCAAGCCCUCUUCUCAGUCCCACCGCCAGCAAUCCCUCACCUCUUCAUUUCCCAGCCCUAUAGCUCCUCCUCCAGGACUCAGUGCCCUUCAUAGCCAACGGCGCCUCUGCUGUCCAGGGGCUGAGCCACAGGUGACUCGAAUCCCAGUGGAACGCUCCACAGGCUCUCUGGUCACUAUUACAGAGGGUGUGGACAGAGGUGUCACCAUCUUGGGGAAGGGGCUGCUGCCAGGUACAGCUGGAGGAGAGGUGAUUCUGAGUACUCUGUGACUCUCCCAGAAGUCUUGAUUUGGACAUACUUGAGAGAGAAGCAAAGGCAGCUAAGAGAGCUGGGCAUGGUGGCUCGCACCUGUAAUCCUAGCAUUUUGGAAGACCAAGGCAGCUGGAUCGCAUGAGCUCAGGAAUUUGAGACAAGCCUGGGCAACAUAGUGAGACCUCAUCUCUACAAAAACAUUAAGUUUUAAAAAUCUAUUAUUAAAAAAAAAAAAAAGUCAGAUGAGAGCCUAGAGCUUGCUUGGAGAAGCUCUACCUCGCCUGGGUGGAUCUGCCUGGCCUUGCUGCCUGCUGGGAGCACAGGAAGCCAAAGUCCUAGCCUUGGCAUUGCCUUCCCCUCCAUGUACGUCACUGUUUCCUCAUCCCUUAUUCUGGGAGACAAAGUGGAGAGAAGAGGGGAGACUGUGUCUGCCUUUGAGCUUUUCAAUAGAGAUCCACAAUGCCCUCUGCCAUUGCUCCCAUCUUUCUUUCUUUUUUCUUUUCUUUUUUUUUUUUUUUUGAGACGGAGUCUCGCUCUGUCACCCAGACUGCAGUGCAGUGGCGUGAUCCUGGCUCACUGCAACCUCCACCUCCGGGGUUCAAGCAAUUCUCCUGCCUCAGCCUCCUGAGUAGUUGGGAUUACAGGUGCCCACCACCAUACCCGGCCAAUUUUUGUAUUUUUAGUAGAGAUGGGGUUUUGCCAUGUUGGCCAGGCUGGUCUCAAACUCCUGAUCUCAAGUGAUCUGCCUGCCUUGGCCUCUCAAAGUGUUAGGAUUACAGGCAUGAGCCACUUCACCCGGCCUGGCCCUGUCUUUCUUUCCCAAAAGUGACUGAGAUCAGGGAUGACAGUGGAAGGAAGUUUGGGGUUGGUCUUCUGACUUCCAGAGGAAACCCUCAGGGUCUAAACUUAAAGGAAAUAGGAGAGAAUGGCUUAGAGCCCUUCAGGAGAAGGGAGAAAAGAGAAACAAGAAGAGACAGAAGGUUCUAAAGCUCUGAUAAUGAAGGAAUAGGGUUCCCAGAAUAGGGGCCAGGGUGCUACUGAGACCCCAUGUCUUGGUGUCCAUACAUCCUUCCUUGCUUCUUUGCUUCCUUCCUUUUCUUUCAUUUUGAGACAUGUAUUGGGUGCCUGUUGUAUACCAGGUAUUGUGCUAAGGGCUUUCAUAUUCUUUAUUUAUCCUUGAUGUAGCAGUAGUGUGGAUGAAGGUGUGUAGCAAGAAGGACUUCCCAUGGGAUUUAUGAGAAAGAGACAGAAUGACUCUAGGGCUGAGCGUGGUGGCUCACACCUAUAAUUCUAGCACUUUGGGGAGGCCAGGGCAGGAGGAUCACUUGAUCCUAUGAGUUCAAGACCAGCCUGGGCAACAUAGCAAGACCCUGUCUCUACAAAAAAAAAUUUAAAAAUUAGGUGAGCAUCAUGAUACAUGCCUGUGGUCCCAGCUAUUUGGAGGGCUGAGGUGGAAGGAUCACUUGAGCCCGGGAGGUCAAGGCUGCAGUGAGCCAUGAUCAUGCCAAUGUACUCCAGUCCAGGCAACAGAGUGAGACCCUGUCUCAAAAAAAAAAAAAAAGAAAAAAAAGUGUCUCUAGAUGCUGGAGAGCAAAGGACUGAACCAAGCAGGAAGGGCCUCUGAGCACUGGGGUGGGUGUUAUGGAUUGUGGAGUAAUGGGCCCUUUUUCUUGGUGGAUAGGUUAGGUCUUGGAGGUAAAGGGCUGUCCUACUUGGGCGUGGGUAAAUGGGAGACCAAUGUGAUGAUCUUAAGAAUACCUGGAAAAGAGUAGGACAAAGAACCAAACAAGCCCACUCACUCCACCUCUGGAGCAGGCACCUCUGGUAAGCAGGCCCUGUGUCCUUCCAUCCUCAGAAGCCUGAGCCCUGGGGCGGGCACAGGCGACCUCCGGGACAAUAGCACUAGGCAGUGCCAGGGCCGCUUGCUGCUGGGCAGUGCCCGUGCUGGGAUGUGCUGCUGCUGUGGCUGCUGCCCGCUGCUGGCCCACCUAGAGCAGGGGUCACUUCAAGAGAGGGUGAGUGUUGGGAGGUGGAGGAGGCAGGGCCUAGAGUACCAGGGCUGUCUGUGGAGCAUUGAUGCCAGAGAGAGGAAGGGCCACUAGAGACCCUGUUCUCUGGCUGCCCCAGUCUUCUCCCUCGCUUUGCCACUCCAUCUGAGCUGGUCAGACAGAUGAGUGUUUGUGGAUGCCACAGGGGGAGGGUAGAGGGCAAAGGGCAGAGGUCAGGUGUGAAAGAGGGUACUUGUAGCAGCACUGGGGCAGAGCUGCAGCACUGCCCAUUCUGGAGUGACCCUGGUCCAGCCAUGUUGUUUUUUAAAUACUAUUUUCAGCUUGCUUGCUUUUACUUGUGUUUAUUUUAUUUUAUUUUUUUAAUAGAGAUGGGUCUCGCUGUGUUGCUCAGGCUGUUCUCAAACUCCUGGCCUCAAGCGAUCCUCCCACCUCAGCCCCCCAAAGUGCUGGGAUUACAGGUGUGAGCCACCUCACCGGCCUCUUGCUUUUAAUUCAAAUGUGAUACGUGCUCAAACUUUUGGUUUGUGUUAUAUAGAAGGCUGGGAGGGCAGGAGAGGAGGAGAAAAGGGAGAGUGUAUGGCAGUGGGAAGAGAUAUUUGGACUUGGUGUUUGAGGUCCUGUGAGGUUAUUAUUCAAAGGUGAAUUUGAACUUCUUCUUCUUUUUUUUUUUUUUUUCUUUUUUGAGACAUAGUCUCACUCUGUGACCCAGGCUGGAGUGCAGUGGCCCAAUCUCGACCCACUGCAACCUCCAACCUCCCCAGUUCAAGCAAUUCUCCUGCCUCAGCCUCCCAAGUAGCUGGGAUUACAGGUGCCCGCCACUAUGCCCAGCUAAUUUUUUGUAUUUUUAGUAGAGAUGGGGUUUCACCAUGUUGGUCAGGCUGGUCUCGAACUCCUGACCUCAGGUGAUCCACCCACCUCGACCUCCCAAAGUGCUGGGAUUACAGGUGUGAGCCACUGCACCCAGCCUGAAUUCGAACUUCUAAAGAGGUAUAAUUUGGCGCAAGAUAGGUGGAGGUUAGACCAAAGGGAGCAUUUUCUAGUGGUCCAGGUAGGUAGGUACCAGAAUAGAAAAAAGGAGGCCAGAACAUUUUAGAGGUUUGAGUUCGAGGCUAGAGGCAGCUCAGCUUCCUGAAUAAGCCUAGGUAGAGGAGCAGUUGGCCUGCGUGAGGAGGAGGGGAGGAGAGGCUGUGGGCGGGAGAGGAGAACAGUGGCGGAGAAGCAAGGCUGAGAAAGGGAAGGCAGAGCGGGAGGAGCCUAGGAGGGAGACCCUGAGAGGAGAAGGGAGGACAUAGAGAGAGCAGGAGACAGGAGGAGGAUGUGAACAAUGGAUGAUUGGGGAUGGGGAGGAUGCAUGAGGGGAGAAGGGAUUGACUCCAAGACCUCUGGGCUCUGGACAUCAUCAGGCAAACCUGGAGCUUGGGAAGAGAGGCAGGAAAGAGAAGGAUCUUGGGCCUAGGCACUGCAGCCCCAUGCCCUCUGUCCCUGCACUGUUGACUCAGCCCCUCCACACUUCCCCUUUCUUUCUACCCUUUUCUGCCCCAAGCACCAGGCCUGUGCAUCUCUUCCCCUCCUCCACCUCUCAGCUGCUGGCGUGGCCUCGUGGCCUCGGCUGAGUCAGUACUGGUCUCCUAGAGUCUGGGCUGAGUGCUUCCCGCUGAGCUAUAAUCCUCUGUCCCCAGCCCAGGUCCUCUGACUUGGGGCUUCUACCCUCAGCCAUCUGGAUCCUGAUUUUUCAUUUCUGAGAGCCUGGGAAACCUUGGAGGGAGUGGUCUUCUCAGCUUCUAGUCCUGCUCCAAGAGCUGAGGGAAAAUCCAGAGAUUGGAGGUCACAUCCUAAGGAAGGUCCUAGAAUAGUGGGAAGAGUGAUAUCCCCUUCUUCUCACCUUCUCAGGCUUUUUGGGAAUCACAGGGGCUUGAAGAGGGACAGAUUGGAGGUCAGGGAGAAUGACUUGACUUGCAGAGGCAGGGGCACUGGGGGAAAUGGGAGAUAGCAGAGAUGGAAAACGCGGCUCAGAGGCUCCAAGGAAGGUGUGCGCCAUCUCUGUGGAGAUCAACACUGAAGGAUGGAGGGAUGUCAGAAAGGACUUCCUAGGAUGGGAGAGACCAGUUGGGUGAGGAGCAAUAGAGGAAACUCUCCUAGGUUUUAACUCUGGAGAGUAGUAUGAGAGGGAUAAAAGUUAGACUGCAGGAGAGAUUUUCCGCUGGAAGCAACCGAGAUGGCUGGCUGAGCUUCCUUACUUAAAGAUCCCAGAGUGGAAGAGUGACCCAAAGGCAGCUGCCUUUGCCUCAAGACCCGGGAAAAGGAGAAGAUGAAGGAAGCCAAGGAUGCCCGCUAUACCAAUGGGCACCUCUUCACCACCAUCUCAGUUUCAGGCAUGACCAUGUGCUAUGCCUGUAACAAGAGCAUCACAGCCAAGGAAGCCCUCAUCUGCCCAACCUGCAAUGUGACUAUCCACAACCGCUGUAAAGACACCCUCGCCAACUGUACCAAGGUCAAGCAGAAGCAACAGAAAGCGGCCCUGCUGAAGAACAACACUGCCUUGCAGUCCGUCUCUCUUCGAAGUAAGACAACCAUCCGGGAGCGGCCAAGCUCGGCCAUCUACCCCUCCGACAGCUUCCGGCAGUCCCUCCUAGGCUCCCGCCGUGGCCGCUCCUCCUUGUCUUUAGCCAAGAGUGUUUCCACCACCAACAUUGCUGGACAUUUCAAUGAUGAGUCUCCCCUGGGGCUGCGCCGGAUCCUCUCACAGUCCACAGACUCCCUCAACAUGCGGAACCGAACCCUAUCCGUGGAAUCCCUCAUUGACGAAGCAGAGGUAAUCUACAAUGAGCUGAUGAGUGACUUUGAGAUGGAUGAGAAGGACUUUGCAGCUGACUCCUGGAGCCUUGCUGUGGACAGCAGCUUCCUGCAGCAGCAUAAAAAGGAGGUGAUGAAGCAGCAGGAUGUCAUCUAUGAGCUAAUCCAGACAGAGCUGCACCAUGUGAGGACACUGAAGAUCAUGACCCGCCUCUUCCGCACGGGGAUGCUGGAAGAGCUACAGUUGGAGCCGGGAGUGGUCCAGGGCCUGUUCCCCUGCGUGGACGAGCUCAGUGACAUCCAUACACGCUUCCUCAGCCAGCUAUUAGAACGCCGACGCCAGGCCCUGUGCCCUGGCAGCACCCGAAACUUUGUCAUCCAUCGCUUGGGUGAUCUGCUCAUCAGCCAGUUCUCAGGUCCUAGUGCGGAGCAGAUGCGUAAGACCUACUCAGAGUUCUGCAGCCGCCACACCAAGGCCUUAAAGCUCUAUAAGGAGCUGUACGCCCGAGACAAACGCUUCCAGCAAUUCAUCCGGAAAGUGACCCGCUCCGCCGUGCUCAAGCGGUACGGGGUACAGGAGUGCAUCCUGCUGGUGACUCAGCGCAUCACCAAGUACCCGGUACUCAUCAGCCGCAUCCUGCAGCAUUCCCAUGGGAUCGAGGAGGAGCGCCAGGACCUGACCACAGCACUGGGGUUAGUGAAGGAGCUACUGUCCAAUGUGGACCAGGAUAUUUAUGACCUGGAGAAAGGGGCCCGUCUGCAGGAGAUCUACAACCGCAUGGACCCUCGGGCCCAAACCCCAGUGCCUGGCAAGGGCCCCUUUGGCCGAGAGGAACUUCUGCGGCGCAGACUCAUCCACGAUGGCUGCCUGCUCUGGAAGACAGCGACAGGGCGCUUCAAAGAUGUGCUAGUGCUGCUGAUGACAGAUGUACUGGUGUUUCUCCAGGAAAAGGACCAGAAGUACAUCUUUCCUACCCUGGACAAGCCCUCAGUGGUAUCGCUGCAGAAUCUAAUCGUACGGGACAUUGCCAACCAGGAGAAAGGGAUGUUUCUGAUCAGCGCAGCCCCACCUGAGAUGUACGAGGUGUACACAGCAUCCCGGGAUGACCGGAGCACCUGGAUCCGGGUCAUUCAGCAGAGCGUGCGCUUAUGCCCAUCCAGGGAGGACUUCCCCCUGAUUGAGACAGAGGAUGAGGCUUACCUGCGGCGAAUUAAGAUGGAGUUGCAGCAGAAGGACCGGGCACUGGUGGAGCUGCUGCGAGAGAAGGUCGGGCUGUUUGCUGAGAUGACCCAUUUCCAGGCCGAAGAGGAUGGUGGCAGUGGGAUGGCCCUGCCCACUCUGCCCAGGGGCCUUUUCCGCUCUGAGUCCCUUGAGUCCCCUCGUGGCGAGCGGCUGCUGCAGGAUGCCAUCCGUGAGGUGGAGGGUCUGAAAGACCUGCUGGUGGGGCCAGGAGUGGAACUGCUCUUGACACCCCGAGAGCCAGCCCUGCCCUUGGAACCAGACAGCGGUGGUAACACGAGUCCUGGGGUCACUGCCAAUGGUGAGGCCAGAACCUUCAAUGGCUCCGUUGAACUCUGCAGAGCUGACUCAGACUCUAGCCAGAGGGAUCGAAAUGGAAAUCAGCUGAGAUCACCGCAAGAGGAGGCAUUACAGCGAUUGGUCAAUCUCUAUGGACUUCUACAUGGCCUACAGGCAGCUGUGGCCCAGCAGGACACUUUGAUGGAAGCCCGGUUCCCUGAGGGCCCUGAGCGGCGGGAGAAGCUGUGCCGAGCCAACUCUCGGGAUGGGGAGGCUGGCAGGGCUGGGGCUGCCCCUGUGGCCCCUGAAAAGCAGGCCACGGAACUGGCAUUACUGCAGCGGCAACAUGCGCUGCUGCAGGAGGAGCUACGGCGCUGCCGGCGGCUAGGUGAAGAACGGGCAACCGAAGCUGGCAGCCUGGAGGCCCGGCUCCGGGAGAGUGAGCAGGCCCGGGCACUGCUGGAGCGGGAGGCCGAAGAGGCUCGAAGGCAGCUGGCCGCCCUGGGCCAGACCGAGCCACUCCCAGCUGAGGCCCCCUGGGCCCGCAGACCUGUGGAUCCUCGGCGGCGCAGCCUCCCCGCAGGCGAUGCCCUGUACUUGAGUUUCAACCCCCCACAGCCCAGCCGAGGCACUGACCGCCUGGAUCUACCUGUCACUACUCGCUCUGUCCAUCGACACUUUGAGGACCGAGAGAGGCAGGAACUGGGGAGCCCCGAAGAGCGGCUGCAAGACAGCAGUGACCCUGACACCGGCAGCGAGGAGGAAGGUAGCAGCCGUCUGUCUCCGCCCCACAGUCCACGAGGUGAGACCCUGGCGGAGACAUGGACCAGAGACUUUACCAGAAUGCAGGACAUCCCGGAGGAGACGGAGAGCCGCGACGGGGAGGCUGUAGCCUCCGAGAGCUAAGGGGGCCCCUCCCCCCUGCCCCCGUGCCCCACUGAAGAACAUUACUGAGGGGGGCUAACCUUGGGGACUCCAAUUUGCCAAUGAUGAGGGAACAUUUGAAAGAACUGCAAAUUGUCCUUGCCAGCUCUUGGGAUCCUUGGAUACCUGGGGCCAUUUAAGAAGCUGGGGGAAUUAGGCCACAAUACCCCCUGGGGCAUCCGAAAGCUACACCACAGAUGCCAGUGGUUCAUGCCUUCUUCCCCCAACUUUAGGAAAAUUUAUUUAUUUAUUGUUUAUUAGUUAUGGGGGGAGAGGGGAGAUUUAAAGGACCAGGGACGUGGGAACCAAGCCAUAGGGAUCAGAGGGCCUUGUCCUUGAACACUAUUGGGGUAUAUUCAGGCUCAUCCACGCAGCUGCUGGGUUCUUGCCCUAACGGCCCUCCCCUGCAACACUCGUCUUGGAGGAGAGGCUGCAGCCACAGCACCCUACUGCCCUUUAAAUAAAGGAGGGCUGUGGGCAGGGCCAUGUCCCUUUCUCCUCUCCCCUCAACUUCUUACUGCUGUUCUCCCUUUCUCCAUCCUUCAUGGAAGCCCUGGGAGAUAACCUGGCUUCCUGGAGUUGAUGGAAUAAAGGUUGGGGUGGCCAUAAUGGUUUGUUGGGGGUGAGGGAAAAAACCCACAGGGACCAGAAUGUUUUGUUGUUGUUUUCUUUUCUUUUUUGUACCAAAGUCAACUGCACGUGUUUUAUAUUUUUAAGAGAUCAUAGGCAAUUAGAGAUCGAAGCCUCCUAUCUCCACAUCUCUGAAGAAGUUGAGGGGUGGGGGAGACAAUGACUUCUGCCUUCAUCUGCAGUAACGGGGGGACCUACACUGACCUCUUCCCCAGCCAUUUGGAAACAAGUUCUAGGGUGGGUUGGGAAAUCUCCAGGAGCCCUGACCUCAUCUUCCACCUCAGCAACCAUGACCUGAAACCUCAGCGUGAAUUUGGGGGAUUUUUCAGUGGAACCCCUGCCCCCAAAUGUCGACCAGCCCCAGUUUUUUUUUUUCUUGACAAUUUUGUUGUUUAAAAAAAAAAUUCAGGGAAAAUUAAAAACCUGGAACUCCA
Pongo pygmaeus (Bornean orangutan) is the source of this 11998-nucleotide messenger RNA. It is a transcript of the gene ARHGEF2, whose product is annotated as Rho/Rac guanine nucleotide exchange factor 2. NCBI's taxonomy places the organism in Eukaryota, Metazoa, Chordata, Mammalia, Primates, Hominidae. The coding region runs from base 8007 to 10916 and encodes 969 amino acids. Gene Ontology annotation, biological process: regulation of Rho protein signal transduction; actin filament organization; cell morphogenesis. The record is from RefSeq and is a predicted model, not a curated record. Gene Ontology annotation, cellular component: cytoskeleton; ruffle membrane. The transcript is spliced from 22 exons. Gene Ontology annotation, molecular function: microtubule binding; guanyl-nucleotide exchange factor activity.